GCUCUACCGCGCAUGAUCGAGUACCUCCCACACAUCGUUCGGGAUAACUGAAACGCGGUUGCGUUGCGCGAUUGUGUCGCAGUCAGUCACAGUCACAGUCAGUGUGACCAAAUUUCGUUGAAGUCUCAUCGUAUGUCAAAAAGAUGCGGAUGAAAGCAGUGAAGUGUCCCACGGACGAGCUCAGCCUCUCCAAUUGCGCGAUCAUCAACGCCGACGAUUUCCCCGCCGAUGUCAGGCAUGUCGAAGUAACCACAGCACCAAAUUAUCACUUUGUGUUUAGCGUGAAAACGCAUCAUGAGAUUCCUCGUGGCACAGUUGGCUUUAGCUUGCCUCAACGAAAGUGGGCGACACUGUCUCUCAAUCAGGAGAUUGAAGUUCGGCCGUAUCAUUUUGAUCCAACUUCUAACACAGAAUGUUUAUGCAGCAUUGUUUUGGAAGCUGAUUUCCUGCAGAAGAAAACUGUCACUUUGGAGCCAUACAAUACAGAUGAAAUGGCCAAGGAUUUCUUGCAACAGUUUUCAGGGCAGGCAUUCACCGUGGGUCAGCAGCUGGCAUUUCAAUUUAAGGAUAAGAAGCUGCUUGGAUUAGUUGUCAAGAGCUUAGAAGCUGCCGACCUAUCAGUCAUCAGUUCAGGACAGAGUACAGUGCCUAAGAAGACGAAGAUGGGACGUUGCUUGGGCGACACUGUAAUACAGUUCGAGAAGGCAGAGAACUCCAGCCUGAAUCUCGUCGGACAGGCCAAGGGCAAAGCUGUCCGACAGGCGAUUAUCAAUCCAGAUUGGGAUUUUCAGAAAAUGGGCAUUGGUGGCUUGGACAAAGAGUUCAGCGCCAUUUUCCGAAGAGCGUUCGCAUCCCGCGUUUUUCCGACGGAGGUUGUCACUCAAUUAGGCUGCAAACACGUGAAAGGAAUCUUAUUGUAUGGACCACCUGGCACGGGAAAGACAUUAAUGGCUCGGCAAAUAGGAAAGAUGUUAAAUUCAAGGGAGCCGAAGAUUGUAAAUGGCCCACAGAUUUUGGAUAAGUACGUUGGGGAGAGUGAAGCUAACAUUAGAAGACUAUUCGCAGAUGCGGAAGAGGAAGAAAAGAGGCUUGGACCAAAUAGCGGCCUUCAUAUAAUCAUAUUCGAUGAAAUAGAUGCCAUCUGUAAGUCUCGAGGUAGCGUAGCAGGAAACACAGGGGUUCACGAUACAGUGGUUAAUCAGCUUCUAGCAAAGAUCGAUGGUGUCGAGCAAUUAAAUAAUAUUCUUGUUAUUGGUAUGACUAAUAGAAGAGAUAUGAUUGAUGAGGCCUUGUUGAGACCUGGCAGAUUGGAGCUGCAAAUGGAAAUUAGCUUACCAGACGAACAUGGACGAUAUCAAAUUCUUAACAUCCAUACAACUCGAAUGAGAGAAUAUAAGAAAAUAGCGCCUGAUGUAGAUUUGAAAGAACUAGCUACUUUGACAAAGAAUUUUAGUGGCGCAGAGUUGGAAGGUUUGGUUAGAGCAUCCCAAAGUACCGCCAUGAAUCGAUUAAUUAAAGCUUCCAACAAGGUAGAGGUAGAUCCAGCAGCAAUGGAGAAGCUUAUGGUGACUAAAAGUGACUUUUUCCACGCGUUAGAGCACGAUGUUAAACCAGCAUUUGGUACAAGUGCUGAAAUACUAGAUCAAUUGUUAACUCGUGGGAUCAUUAAUUGGGGAAAGACAGUGGCUGAAAUUCUUGCUGAUGGCAGCCUGUGCAUUCAGCAAGCUCGAGCAAAUGAGGGUUCUGGGCUUGUUUCCGUUCUUUUGGAAGGACCACCGAACAGCGGAAAGACAGCGCUCGCCGCACAAAUCGCAAAGAAUUCAGACUUUCCGUUUGUUAAAGUAUGCACGCCUGAAGAUAUGGUUGGUUUUAUUGAAUCUGCAAAAUGUCUCUCUAUACGAAAGGUAUUCGAUGAUGCAUAUCGUUCACAGCUCAGUUGUAUUUUAGUUGACAACAUUGAACGUCUAUUAGAUUAUGGCCCAAUCGGACCGAGAUAUUCUAAUCUAACAUUGCAAGCGCUUUUGCUGUUGUUAAAGAAAUCGCCGCCACCCAAACGCAAGCUGUUGGUUCUGUGCACUUCUAGUUGCAGACAAGUUUUAGACGAGCUGGGAUUACUUUCAGCAUUUAAUACCAUCCUUCAUGUGCCUAAUUUGUCAACCCCUGAUCAUCUGUUAAAUGUAUUAGAAGAAGUUGAUCUCUUCUCAAAACACGAAAUGGCUUCCUUGCAUGCCCGACUUCAAGGAAAACGCGUAUUUAUUGGUAUCAAGAAGUUGCUGUGCCAAAUAGAUAUGGCACGACAAGUGGAACCAACCUACAGAGUCGCAAAAUUCCUAUCAAAGUUAGAAGAAGAAGGGGGAUUAGAGUAAGAUAUGUUUCAUUUCGAGCUCUAUUUCGAGCUCGCAUUAUAAAGAAGAAAGAAAAAUGCGAAUAUUUGAGCGAUCUAAACUCGAAAUAAACUUACGUAUAAGAGAUUUAAAAGCGUAAGCUCUUUUCGAGUUUAGAAGGAUAAAUAAUUUUUUUGCAUUUUCAGAUUGCAGUAAUUUAAAUGUAGAAAUUUAUAGCUUCUGCAUAUAAGUGAAAGAAUAAUCAGUGAUAUCUAGAUCUCUUCUGUGUUAUCAUGAGUUUCCGUGACAAGUAGAAAAUAGAUAAUGCCAGCUUGUAUUGUAAUGGAUAUCUGAAAACAUAAUUAACUCUGUACACUGAAGUACAAGUACAUUAUUAGAUAUUCAAACAAUUAUUAAUUUUAUAAAUCGCAGAAAUGAAUACCAUAUUUUCGUAUAAUCUUUCCAUACAAUAAAUAUUUUUUUAUGUCA
Monomorium pharaonis (pharaoh ant) is the source of this 2813-nucleotide messenger RNA. Its product is annotated as vesicle-fusing ATPase 1. Gene Ontology annotation, cellular component: Golgi stack. Bases 144 to 2366 code for a protein of 740 amino acids. Gene Ontology annotation, biological process: intra-Golgi vesicle-mediated transport; SNARE complex disassembly; Golgi to plasma membrane protein transport. Gene Ontology annotation, molecular function: ATP hydrolysis activity; ATP binding. The record is from RefSeq and is a predicted model, not a curated record. Lineage: Eukaryota; Metazoa; Arthropoda; Insecta; Hymenoptera; Formicidae. The transcript is spliced from 10 exons.